Molecule: messenger RNA, 444 nt
Organism: Cutaneotrichosporon oleaginosum
Lineage: Eukaryota; Fungi; Basidiomycota; Tremellomycetes; Trichosporonales; Trichosporonaceae
Source: RefSeq, a predicted model, not a curated record
AUGGAGGACCGCGACGAGUGGAGCUUCACACGCUGUCUGCCAGCCCUCACGGAGCUGCUGAGAGACGACGAGUUCGUCAAGGAGUUGCGGAAGAUGAAGAAAGACCAGGAGGCUCUCGAGCGCCGCCUGUGGGCGCGGAUGGAGAAGAUCAAGGCAGAGCAGAUGGCCAAGCGAGCGGCGGACAACCAGAUCGCCAAGAUCACGCGCAAGCCUGUCCCCGCGGAGAAGGUUGCUCAAUGGGAGCGCGAGCUGCAGGCGGCACUGAGCGACCUCUUUGUGCGCCAGGUCCUCCCCUCUUUCGACGGGCUGGAGGCGCGGCAGGCUGCGCGGCUGACGGAGCUCGGCGUGCCCGGCCUCGGGGGCGGGAAGAGGGGCGAGGACGCCAAGGCGCGGCAGGUGCGCGUGCGCCGUAUUAUGGGCGUGCUGGAGGGUGCGCUGGACUAG